UUUCAAGCAACAGAUCUAAAUUCGUUUUUUUUUUUAAAUCCCGACCAUCUAUCUAAAUUUUUAGUUUGUUAGUUUUAAAUUUAUGUUCGUGGGGGACUAAGCACGGUUCUUAUCAAUGGGCUCCAGAUUUGCCGGCUGCCUGCUCACGCGGAUUUCCGCUCCCCAAGUCCGCGAAUCCAUGGGCAUAGCUUAUAAAUGGCAGCUGCGCGGAUACUGUGACCCACCUCUCAUGGACAGCGAAAGGUACAAGUGCGUGAAGGAGCAAAAGGCACUCGAAAUGAAAAAAAAGGAGGCGGUCGCCAAGAAGGAGGCGUCCAGGAGGGACGCCUAUCGCCUAAAAUGCCAGUUGAAGAAGUGCAUCGGGUCGAAGUCGAAGGCGCUGAAGGCGAAAAUGAAGUGCAUGAAGCCGGAGGAGCAGAAGGCCAUGGGGGAGAUGAUGGACUGCGUGAUGGCCGGCGUCAAGAGAGUCUGUCUGAAGUCCGUGAUGCAGAAGUACUGCAGGGAGCAGGAACUUAAGCUCCGCUACGAGCGGCUGAUCAAGGACAAGAAGAUCGAGAAGUUAAUGAAGGAAUGUCCGGCCAAGAAGAAGGCCGACUCUGCGGAAGGGUGCAAGGAGCCCAGAGAGAAAGAUAAGCUGUCUAAGAACACAGAAACCCUUAGGAAAUGCAUAGCAGAUACCACCAAGCUCUUAGAAGCCGAGUUGGAAAGAGAGAGUAAGAAAGCGAAGGAAAAUUGUAAAGAUAAACCGGAAGUGGAUAAAUGCGACGAUAAGCCCAAGAAAGCGGACGAUAAGAAGACCGCGAAGAAAGCAGCAGAAUCACUAAAAGCUAAGAAAGGAAAGAAUGCCAUAAUCGAUAGCUGUAAGGGAGCACCCAAGGAUAAAAGUAAAGAUCCGGCGAAAAAAGCUAAGGCUUGUGAUAAGCCCAAAAAGGUUCCCAAAGAAAAACGUGCAAAGGACGAAAAUAAGGAACCCAAGAAGGACGAGUGCCCAAAAAUGACCAAAGAUAAGCCGAAAUGUCCCAAGGGAGAUGCAAAAAAAUCUCCAUUCGAGCAGAAGAUGAAAGAGUGCGAAUACCAAGAAUGGAAGGAUAUAUGCAAAGCACAGGAGAAGAAUAAGACUGACGUGGCUGCCAUAGAAGAAUGCCUUAGUGCGCAAAUCAAGGCGAGGUGCCGUAAGAUGGUGAUCAAGAAGAUGUGUGCCUAUGCCUUUGGAGAACCGAAAAAAGUGAAUAAGUGCAAGGCAGAAAAGGAAUGUGGAGAUAGUUGCGUUCAAAAGAAGUGGAAAGAGGCAUGCCCCACGAUUCAAGAUCUCACGGAAAAGAACGACGUAGAUUUUAGCGAAGCCGCUAAAGAAGUGAAGAAAAUGAUGCAGAAGUCCUGCGAAGAGGAGGAAAAAAAUAAAGAGUGCGAGAUUAAGGAAAUACAAGCUAAUAUCGAAAAGUGUGCAAUGAAGAAAAGAUGCGCAGACGCAAGGCAAAAAAUCAAGUGCAAUGAAAUAGAAAGAAAGAAAAAGCAAGAAGAGGAGGAGAAAAUUAAGAAAUGUGAAGAGGAAGCAAAAAAGAAAAUAUGUCAAGUCCUAGCGAAAACUCAAGAAGAUAUUAUGAAAGUCGAUGGUGAGUUCAAACAACAAUGCAAGAACGAAAGCUGUAAAAGAGAAUCCGAUGAGGAAAUUAAAAGAAAGUGCAUAGAGAACGCUUCCAAAAAAUUAUGCGAGGUGAGGAAAAAACGUACGGAACUAUUGCAAAGGGAGGAGAAGUUAAUGAAAAAGGUCGAAAAAGAAAAAUGCGAGGAUGAGCAGCAGAAGAAAUGCAGAGAGCAAGAACGGAGGAAGAAAUGCGAAGAGGAGGAGAAAAAGAAAAAAUGCGAAGAAGAAGAGAUACAAGAGAAAUGCGAACAGGAACUCCAAAAGAUAAAAUGCGCCGAAGAAGCGAAGAAGAGAAAAUGCGAGAAACUGAAAAAGAAACUGGAAUCGCUUAAGAAAGAAGAAAAAGAACUGAACUCCAAGCUAAAAAAGCUGAAGGAAAAGGAAGAACAAUUGAAGGAAACGGACGAAGAAGAACAACGGAAAAAAUGCGAGGAAGAUAAGGUUUUGAAAGAAUGUGAUGAAUUCGAUCAGAAGGAGAAAGCCGCCGAAGCAGAGGAAAAAAAGAAGAAAAAAUAAAUGUAUCCUCAAAUUUAAUCUCUUAAAGGAAGGAACGUAAGGUUUGGUUCACCCAUAAUUUGCGACUCAGACAGGUGGAAAGCUGCGCUUUUGAGGAGCCCAGAAUAUCAUUGCUUGCCCAAGGAGAAAGGCUUUAAGGACCACGGCGGUCGUCAAGGCCGCUUGUCCUUCAGUUGAUGCAGCGGAUUUCCUACACUAGGAUAUAUUUGCCUAGAUAUAUGACUCUAGAUUUUCAGACCAGGUAAUCGACUGUAGCAACUGGGCUAUCGUCCUUGCCACCGUCACCGUGGUCUUGGCCACCUCGCACGACAGCAA
Molecule: messenger RNA, 2476 nt
Organism: Drosophila mauritiana
Lineage: Eukaryota; Metazoa; Arthropoda; Insecta; Diptera; Drosophilidae
Product: axoneme-associated protein mst101(2)
Exons: 1
Coding region: 116-2161 (681 amino acids)
Source: RefSeq, a predicted model, not a curated record